This is a messenger RNA of Dovyalis caffra, 1380 nucleotides long. The record is from the annotation of a GenBank genome assembly. Lineage: Eukaryota; Viridiplantae; Streptophyta; Magnoliopsida; Malpighiales; Salicaceae.
AUGGAAGCUUUUUACUAUUUGGUUUUUGGGGCAUUAAGUGCUGUAGUGUUAGGAGUCGAGCUCAGCAAGACAACAAAAGAUCGAAUCAAUACAUCUCCUGCCUUCAAUUCUUUCAAGAACAAUUACCUUUUUGUUUACUCUCUUAUGAUGGCUGGUGAUUGGUUGCAAGGUCCAUAUGUUUACUUCCUUUACACUACAUAUGGGUUUGGGAAAGGCGAGAUUGGGCAGCUUUUUAUUGCUGGUUUUGGGUCCUCCAUGCUGUUUGGGACUAUUGUUGGAUCUUUGGCUGAUAAACAGGGUCGAAGGAGGGCUUGUGUGACUUAUUGCAUUACCUAUAUACUGAGCUGCAUUACCAAGCAUUCUCCACAGUACAGAGUUUUAAUGAUAGGCCGUAUCUUGGGAGGUAUCGCCACUUCUCUCUUAUUCUCAUCAUUUGAGUCAUGGCUGGUCGCAGAACACAACAAGAGGGGCUUUGAGCAACAAUGGUUGUCACUGACGUUUUCAAAGGCAAUAUUUCUGGGAAAUGGUCUUGUGGCUAUCUUGGCUGGAUUGUUUGGAAACUUUCUUGUAGAUACAUUUCAACUCGGCCCCGUGGCUCCUUUUGAUGCUGCUGCAUGCUUUCUUGCAAUUGGAAUGGCUGUUAUUUUGUCAUCAUGGACAGAGAAUUAUGGAGAUCCUUCAGAAAACAAGGACUUGCUUUCCCAAUUCAGGGGGGCUGCUAUGGCCAUUGCUUCUGAUGAGAAAAUUGCCUUGCUGGGUGCUAUUCAGUCUCUGUUUGAAGGUUCUAUGUAUACCUUUGUGUUCCUCUGGACACCUGCUUUGAGCCCAAACGAUGAGGAAAUUCCUCAUGGAUUUAUUUUUGCGACAUUCAUGUUGGCAUCAAUGUUGGGAAGCUCCAUUGCAUCUCGGUUGAUGGCCCGUUCAUCACCCAGGGUAGAGAGCUACAUGCAGAUUGUUUUCAUUGUCUCAUCAGCCUCUCUUAUGCUUCCGAUUGUAACCAGUUUCUUAGUAGCACCUUCUAAAGUGAAGGGUGGAGGUAUCUCAUUCUCAGGCUGUAUCCAGAUACUUGGCUUCUGUGUCUUUGAAGCUUGUGUAGGGAUAUUCUGGCCUUCCAUUAUGAAGAUGAGGUCCCAAUACAUUCCUGAGGAGGCCAGAAGCACCAUUAUGAACUUCUUCCGCAUUCCACUCAAUAUCUUUGUGUGCAUUGUUUUAUACAAUGUUAAUGCAUUCCCUAUCACCAUUAUGUUCGGUAUGUGCUCGAUUUUCCUCUUCAUGGCAUCUAUCUUGCAGAGGAGGCUCUUGGUGAUUGCAGAGAAGCCAAAGACAGAAGACUGGGAGAAGAACGAAAGGGAUAGUGAGGCAGAGCCAUUGAACCUUUGA